Triticum aestivum (bread wheat) is the source of this 2267-nucleotide messenger RNA. RefSeq lists its product as uncharacterized. The record is from RefSeq and is a predicted model, not a curated record. Lineage: Eukaryota; Viridiplantae; Streptophyta; Magnoliopsida; Poales; Poaceae.
UAAUGAAGAAGGCUUGCACAUCUUGUUUGAGGAUAUUAGUGUUGAUGGUUGAAUGUUGAUGAAAUCACCGAUCUUGAUUUGGAGGAUGAUACCGAAGAGCAAGCAUCUCCGACAAUAGCUAGUGCAUCUAAAGUGAGGCUUGGGGUCAAGAUUCCGGAGAAGAACAAGAAACCAAAGACUGCACAAGUGAUGCAAGAGGAGAUAAAAAAGAUUAGUUCCAUUGCACAUGCUUCGCAUACAUCAUUUUAGUCUUUCCUACAGAAAGAUGAGACCACCUCUGUUGCAUCUACCAUGGAUUUAGUUCGUGCUUGUGGCGCAAUAGAUGGCACUGAUGAGCACUUCAUUGCUACUGAGCUCUUUCUGAAGAAAGAGCGAAGGGAAAUGUUCUUGCACAUGACAUCCGACUCUAGAAUGGGUUGGUUGCGUAGGAGGUUUGACCUCAAGUAUGGCAACUAGUUCGUUACAUCUUAUCUUGGGCGAUGGGAACAAUAUUUAUGCCUAUGUUGGUGAACCUAUUAUUAUGUUGUGCUAUGAGAACAAUAUUUAUGCCUUUGUUGGUGAACCUUUUAUUAUCUUGGAGCGAUGGGAACAAUAUUUAUGCCUAUGUUGGUGAACCUAUUAUUAUGUUGUGCUAUGAGAACAAUAUUUAUGCCUUUGUUGGUGAACCUUUUAUUAUGUUGUGCUAUGAGAACAAUAUUUAUGCCUUUGUUGGUGAACCUUUUAUUAUCUUGUGUUAUGAGAACAAUAUUUAUGCCUUUGUUGGUGAACCUUUUAUUAUGUUGUGCUAUGAGAACAAUAUUUAUGCCUAUGUUGGUGAACCUAUUACUAUCUUGUGCUAUUGGAAUAAUAUUUAAUGCCUAUGUUGGUGAACCUAUUAUUAUCUUGAUGCUAACUAUUGUUUGAUAUGGCAGAUGUCAUCGGAUAGUGAUAGUGAGGAUGGCAAUAGUUAUGAAACAAUGAGGAAUUUGGUUAUGCAUCAACAACAUAAUAUGGACAUGCUUUGUUCGGUUGCAGCAGUCAUAUUUGGAAAGUAUUGUGAAAGUUGGGUGAUGAAGGCGGAGCCUAGGAAAUCUAUUUUGAGUGGAUUUGGAUGGCUUCAAGAGACUAUUGCCACGCUGGGAGAGACCUACACAAUGUUGAGAAUGACGGCAAGUGUGUUCUUUGAUCUUCAUGACUUGUUGGUACGUAAUUAUGGUCUAAAAGAAACAAGCUUUGUUAGCAAUUAUGAGUCUCUUGCAAUGUUCUUGUGGACUUUGAGAGGUUGUGAAUCAAAUAGAAGAACUCAAAACCGCUUCAAACAUUCAGCGGAUACAAUCCAUCGUAAAUUUCAUGAGGUUCUACAAUGUGUGGUCAACAUGGCAUCUCACUACCUUAAGCCACAAGAUCCAAACUUCCACAUUGUGCAUGAUAAUAUUAGGAUAGAUAGAAGGGCUUAUCCUCAUCUUAAAGAUUGCAUUGGUGCAAUCGAUGGGACCCAUAUAAGAGCUUCUAUUCCCAAAGGGCCUUCGAAAGCGAGGUACAUUGGGAGAACGGGCACGACAACUCAAAAUGUGAUGGCGGUAUGUGACUUUGAUAUGCACUUCACUUAUGCUUCAAUUGUCCAACCUGGUUCUAUGCAUGAUACAAAUGUGUUAUAUCAUGCAAUUGAGAAGGACAAGCCCUCCUUCCCCCAUCCUCCAAAGGGCAAGUAUUACCUUGUAGAUGCCGGGUAUCCUAAUAGAGAUGGAUAUCUAUCACCGUACAAAGGAGAACGGUAUCAUGUCCCUGACUUUCAAAGAGGCGCACCUCCAAAUACUCCGGAGGAGAAGUUCAACAAGAUUCACUCCUCCAAACGUAAUUGCGUAGAGAGAACUUUUGGAGUGUGGAAGAUGAAAUGGCAAAUUCUCCUCAAGAUGCCAAACUACUCGUUUCAAACACAGAUGAAGAUUGUUGCGGCUACUAUGACAUUGCACAACUAUGUUUGUCUCCAUGACAAAGAUGAUAUCCACUUUGUUAGAUGUGAAAGGGAUCCGGAUUAUGUUCCAACAAUUCCGGAUAGAUAUAAGAAGUAUGUUAUUCCUUCGAGUGCAUCGGAUGCUUCAACUUCGGAGGCAAGUACCCCUGACAUGGAUAGGUUUAGGAAUGAACUAGGUACGGCCAUUGCUCUUGGUUGGUGAAUUUGUGCUCGUGGUGCUUGAGAAUCUGUCCCCAUUUUGAUUUGCAAACAUAUGCAAAACUUAUGAAGCUUUUGUUGUACGAGAUAUGUCAAAUCUUGUUGUUCUUCAUCU